Phytophthora infestans T30-4 is the source of this 3063-nucleotide messenger RNA. RefSeq names its product UDP-N-acetylglucosamine-peptide N-acetylglucosaminyltransferase, putative. Lineage: Eukaryota; Oomycota; Peronosporomycetes; Peronosporales; Peronosporaceae. Gene Ontology annotation, molecular function: protein N-acetylglucosaminyltransferase activity; identical protein binding. Gene Ontology annotation, biological process: protein O-linked glycosylation. The coding region runs from base 130 to 3063 and encodes 977 amino acids. The record is from RefSeq and is a predicted model, not a curated record. The transcript has 3 exons.
CGACCGCGGCGACGACACUACCCCUUUGACUAGCUGCCAGUUUCAUCCAUCCACCUUGUUAUCAGCACGUGCCACCCCAAGACAGUAAGGCACAGACAGACACGAACAUCGACGAGCGGAUCCGCGUUCAUGGCGUAUCCGUACCAGUACCACACACAGACGGCGGCGCUGCAGAGCCCCAGCAACGCCGCCUUCGCGCGCACCGAUCCGCUUGGUGAUGCCAGUCAGCAGCGCUUCACGUAUCUGUUCAACCUGGCGCACCAGCAGUACGCGGCCGGCUACUACCAGGAGGCGCUGCGCCUGUGCGAGCAGCUCUACGAGUCAGACGCGUACCGCACGGACAACCUGCUGCUGCUCGGCGCGCUGCACUUCCAGCUCGGGAACCUGUCGGAGAGCAUCUUCUACAAUCAGCAGUGCAUUCGCGUGGCGCCCGACUUCGCAGAGGCCUACGGAAACCUGGGCAACGCGCUCAAGGAGCUCGGGGACGUGGCCGGCGCCGUGCAGUUCUACGUGCGCGCGAUCAAGUUGAACCCGCGCUUCGGAGACGCGUACAACAACCUGGCCAACUGCUACAUGCUGCUGGGCCAGACUGAAGAGGCCGUGGAGACGUACAAGAUGGCCAUCAUGCUGGACCCGCGGCUCGUGGACGCGCACAGCAACCUGGGCAACCUGUACAAAGUGCAGGGCCGCCUCGUGGACGCGAAGCACUGCUACGCCCAGGCCAUCCGAGUCAAGCCGAGCUUUGCCAUUGCCUGGAGCAACCUGGCGGGCUUACUGAAGGACGACGGUCAGCUCGACGCCGCGGUCGAGCACUACAGAGAAGCGAUUCGGCUCGCGCCGGACUUCGCAGACGCGUACAGCAACUUGGGCAAUGCGCUCAAGGAGUCCGGCCGAGUGGACGAAGCCAUCCAGGCCUACAAGUCGGCGCUGCAGAUCCGACCGAACUUUGCUAUUGCUCAUGGCAACUUGGCCAGCUGCUACUACGACGCAGGCCAAAUGGAGCUGGCCAUCCACACGUUCCGCCACGCCAUCCAGCUUGAGCCAAACUUCCCGGACGCCUACAACAAUCUGGGCAAUGCCCUGCGUGAAUGCGGCCACCUGGAGCAAGCCGUUACGUGCUACCGGACUGCGCUGCAGCUCAAGCCAGACCACCCGCACGCCUACAACAACUUGGGAAAUGCCCUGAAAGACAAGGGGCUGGUGAAGGAGGCGCUGCAUUGCUACACGACGGCGGCGCGUCUGCUACCGCAAUUCGCAGCGGCUCACAGCAACAUCGGCAGCGUGCUGAAGGAACAGGGCAAGCUGGAUCAGGCUCUGGCCCACUACCAACAGGCCAUCACUAUCGACCCCAACUUCGCUGAUGCAUACAGUAACAUGGGCAACGUGUUCAAGGACCUAUGCCGUCUCGAGGAGGCCAUCCAGUGCUAUUCGACGGCUAUUCGUCUCAAGCCGCAAUUCCCCGAUGCCUACAGCAACUUGGCCAGUGCGUACAAGGACGGCGGCCGUCUGGACGACGCUAUCACGUGCUACCGUAAGGCUCUGGCGCUACGUCCUCAAUUUCCGGACGCGUUCGCCAACUACUUCCACUCGAUGGUGUUUAUCUGUGACUGGCAGUCCCGUAAACAGGACACGGAGACGCUACAGCGCUUUGUGGACGAGCAACUGAGUGUGGCUGAUGUGCUGCCGUCCGUGCAGCCAUUCCACGCGCUGGUGUACCCGCUGUCGAUGCAGCGCUUCCAGGACAUUUCGCGACGAUACGCUGAGCGCGCCAAGAUGAACGUCCAGCUAGUGGAGCUUUCGCCUAUGCGCUUUAAGAGCAAACGCGCGUCGGAGCGACUGCGGAUUGGCUAUGUGUCCUCGGACCUGGGCAACCACCCGCUGGCGCACCUUAUGCAGAGUGUGUUUGGCAUGCACGACGAGCGCAAGUACGAGGUCUUCUGCUACGCAACGUCGCCCGACGACGGAUCAAUCUGGCGCAAGCAGAUCUCCGGCAGUGUGGAGCACUUCGUGGACAUCUGCGCGCUGUCGAACGGUGACGCUGCACGCACCAUCCACGCCGACGGCAUCCACGUUCUUGUCAAUCUCAACGGCUACACGAAAGGCGCGCGGAACGAGAUCUUUGCGCUCCAGCCUGCGCCUGUCCAAGUGAGUUACAUGGGCUUUUGUGGCACUCUGGGGGCCGACUACAUUCACUACAUGGUGGGUGAUGCCACGGUAGUGCCUCCCGAGUACCGACGCUACUUCACAGAGAAGCAGAUCAACAUGCCGCACUCUUACUUUGUCAACGACCACAAACAGUCGGCGCGAGACGUGCUGGACACUGAAAAGUGCCCUACCCGAGCGGAUUAUGGCGUGCCCGAGGACAAGUUUGUCUUUUGCAACUUCAAUCAGGUGUACAAGAUCGACCCCGUCACGUUCACGACAUGGAUGAACAUUCUCAAGCGCGUCCCCAACUCGGUGCUGUGGUUGCUGCGCUUCCCGCCGAUUGCGGAGGCCAACAUCCGUGCUGAGGCUCGAGCUCGUGGCGUCAAGGACCAGACGCGUCUGAUCUUCACGGACGUGGCCCCCAAGGACGAGCAUCUGAAACGUGGCUACCUGGCUGAUCUGUUCCUAGACACACCCGAGUGCAACGCGCAUACGACCGGGUGCGACAUCCUGUGGGGCGGUACUCCGAUGGUGACGAUGCCCAAAGAUCGCAUGGCCACGCGCGUGGCGUCAAGUCUGCUACGUGCCGCCAAUAUGAGCGAGCUGAUCACGAACUCGCUAGAGGAAUACGAAGAGCUCGCGGUGGCUUUGGCCAGCGACAUGGAUCGACUGUGGGAACUUCGACGGCGGCUGGAGGAGGAGCGUCUCAACUGUCCGUUGUUUGACACUCAGCGUUGGGUGCGCAACUUGGAGACGGGUCUUUGCAUGGCCUGGGAGCGCCACGAGAACGGACUCGCACCUGACCACAUCGACGUGCCCGAUAUUUAUGACCUGGAACAGCAGAACAACGGCUCCGUCGGCAGCAGUGCGCUACCGAUGAGUGCGUUGUUGUCCGGUGGCCUACCAUCAGCUACGUGA